UUUUCAUCUGCGCCUCUUCAGACGUGGUCUGAAUCUACAGCGAGCUGAGAGAGAGGCCAUAAAGACCCCCAGCAACAUUUAUCAACGUUAACGCGGUAGUGGGCGUCUCCAGAUCAGGAAUAAUAAUGGACUAACAGUCUUCUUUGCUGUUUCAGUUUGAUCGCAGCUCUGGCUUCUCGGGGUGCUCGAAGAAGAUGAGCCUUUUCUCUUCGGCUAAGGAGGGUUUGCUGCUGUUGCUGUGUGGGGGAGUGGGCUACAUCCUGUGGCGUUUCCUGUGUUUGUAAACUAGACGGUACAGAAAACGUCGGUGAGCAAAGCUGUUUUAGUACUAGAUGAGUGAGGUGGGUGUGGCUUCCCACCAGCCCGACCAUCCUGACUGACGGAUCUCUGGAUGACCUUGUCCCCACCCCUGUCCCUGCGCCCACAUAUACCACAGCAAUGUCACAUCUGCCCAGCAGCUCAGUCCGCGACCAUAUGAAAUGGGCGGGGCUGCUUGGCUGCGAAGCUGUCCUCUCCAGCAUGGCCCUGAUGCAGGCCAGCACAAUGGCUGCUCCGCCUAAAAAAAUGAUGGCUCCGCUCGGCCACGCACCACCUCAGAGAGAAGGACCCGACCGUGCUCCACAGAGCCAUAUGAUCCUCCCUUCUGGAAUGAGCUGUCCACCCCUGCUUAUCCGGAAGGAAGGUGAAUUUCAAGCUCCCCGCUUGCUGGAUGAGAAGGACAUGAGGACCAACGAAGACAUGCAGCAGAAAAAAAAGAACAGGAAAUCAGUAAUGCCCUGUAAAGUGAGAGAACAAGAAGGAAGGGGAGGGAAGGGCACUGGUGGAGAUGAAAAUGGUCCAGCGUCCAAAGUACAGAAAAACUUUAUUUGUGAUCACUGUUACGGAGCAUUUAGAAGUGGAUAUCACCUAAAGAGACAUAUCCUUAUUCAUACAGGGGAGAAGCCGUAUGCUUGUGCCGUAUGUGACAUGAGGUUUAUUCAGCGUUACCACCUGGAGAGACACAGCCUCAUUCACACGGGGGUGAAGCCGUUUGCUUGUUCCAUGUGUGACAUGAGGUUUUUCCAGCGUUACCACCUGGAGAGACACAGACUCACUCAUACGGGGGUGAAGCCGUACGCUUGCUCCAUGUGUGACAUGAGGUUCUUCCAACGUUACCAUCUGGCAAGACACACCCUCACUCAUACCGGGGUGAAGCCAUACGCUUGCUCCAUGUGUGAUAUGAGAUUUUUCCAACGCCACCACUUGGCACGACACAGCCUCACUCACACGGGGGUGAAGCCAUAUGCUUGCUCCAUGUGUGACAUGAGAUUUUUCCAGAGAUACCACCUGGCAAGACACACUCUCACCCACACGGGGGUGAAGCCAUACGCUUGCUCCAUGUGUGACAUGAGGUUCUUCCAGCGUUACCAUUUGGCAAGACACACCCUCACUCAUACCGGGGUGAAGCCGUAUGCUUGUACCAUGUGUGACAUGAGAUUUAUUCAACGUUACCAGCUGGAGAGACACAGCCUCACUCAUACAGGGGUGAAGCCGUACGCUUGCACCAUGUGUGACAAGAGGUUUUUUCAGCGCUACCACCUGGCGAGACACAGCCUCACUCAUAUGGGUGUGAAACCUUAUGCUUGCACCAUGUGUGACAUGAAGUUUUUUCAACGUUACCACCUGGCGAGACACAGCCUCACUCAUACGGGUGUGAAACCUUAUGCUUGCACCAUGUGUGACAAGAGGUUUUUUCAACGCUACCACCUGGCGAGACACAGCCUCACUCAUAUGGGUGUGAAACCUUUUGCUUGUACCAUGUGUGACAUGAGGUUUGUCCAGCGUUACCACCUGGCAAGACACAGCCUCACUCAUACUGGUGUGAAACCUUAUGCUUGCACCAUGUGUGACAAGAGGUUUUUUCAACGCUACCACCUGGCAAGACACAGCCUCACUCAUAUGGGUGUGAAACCUUUUGCUUGUACCAUUUGUGACAUGAGGUUUGUUCAGCGUUACCAUCUGGCGAGACACAGCCUCACUCAUACUGGGGUGAAGCCGUUUGCUUGUUCCAUGUGUGACAUGAGGUUUAUUCAGCGUAACCACCUGGAGAGACACAGCCUCACUCAUACGGGAGAGAAGCCAUUUGCAUGUGACAUGUGUGAUAUGAGGUUUAUUCAGCGCUACCACCUUGAAAGACACAAGCGUGUUCACAGUGGGGAGAAGCCUUAUCAGUGCGAAAGGUGCCAGCAGAACUUUUCACGCACAGAUCGGCUGCUGCGACAUCGGCGGUUGUGCCAGGGUCGCAGCGUAGCCAAAGUAGAGAACCAACCGUGCUGCGAACCACGCCCGUAUCAGCAGGAACCCCCACCUGCACCCCCAACCUGGAGCCCCCUGCAUCCACCUCCGGGACGGCUAGCAGUCUGACAUUACGCUUUCCCAGGAUCCAUAACUUCAGCGGAGAUGGGACAAGCCACAGGGUUUCCUCCUCUCGCCUCUGUGCAGAGCGGCGCCACGUUUUAGCGCAGACUGCUCUUUCAGCUCCAGUCCUGGGAUUAUUAAUGACAGUGGGGCGGUUUUUUUUAUUUUUUAUUUUUUACUUACAUUUCACUGUGUUCCCUUUUCUUCCCUGUUUUUUUAUUUUCGGUGAGACUUUUUUUUUCGUGAUGAACAGUGGUCAAUGGUCCUGUUUUGUACAUUUUUUGUUCCCCCCAAAAAAAAGGUUUUUAUUGUUCAAGCAAACUGCAUUUGGUGGUACUACUCGGGAAGGGAACUGGAUAUUGUUUUUUCCAAUGUAUUUGCAAAAAUAGUGGUGAAAAAAUAGUAUUGGAGCUACUUGGUCAUUUGUUUUUCUCUUAAAUGGCCCAUUUUGACUCAAGAAUUGUCACUCAGGUUCAAUCGGUAAAACUGAGUCUUGCCUCCAGGUCGAAGAUGGAAGCUCCUGGGCAGUGUCAUUUGGGACCACAGUUUGCCAAGGUGUUGCUGCUCAUCAUGUGGUUUUACUGAAAGCAUUGUCGGCUACUUUUGGUGUUUUGAUGCACUAAAUUCUAUUGACCAGCAGGGAAGGCCCAGUUUUAAUCAGUGUAAAUAAUUGAAAAUGUGUAUUAUUCCAGAUUUGACUUGAGUGUUCUUUUUUUAUGCACAAAAUGGGCCAAAAUAAGAGUAAAACGGGAGGUUAGUUUGAUUACAGUCUGUUAUCGCUGUUGGAGUUGAGUCCUGCGGGAAGCUGUUUGUCCAAAAAAAAAAAAAAAAACACAAUGGUUAAAUCCAUGUUUGUAAACCAGAUCAAUUUUGUGUCUGCUUACAAGUUUCAGAGGCUUCUCUCACUGAGGACGGCAAACCGUACUUCUUCCACAAUCACUGUCCAUUCACCUGUGUGUUUGUGUAAAUAUGGACAUCUCCUGUGCUGCGUCAGAAAAAUAUCACUCCCAGAGUUUGGGUCGAAACCGGGUGCAGGUUAGCCUCUUCAAGUCUCACUGUUUGUACAGAUCGUCACAUUGUGAGAUUAGCAGCAGUAUACAAAAUAUUGUGGCCUUAAUAUGUUUCUUUAUUAUUUUUAUUUGUUGCCUUUAUUUUUCUGCUGUGUUUAAGGCUGUGGCACAGAUGCAUUUACCAGCCUUUUAGUGUUGUUUUUAAAUACUAAACUCUGUUACUGGAGAAUGAUGGCUUCAGAAAGCAGACUUCAUCUUUCUGAUUGAAAUGCAUAUUUUAGGUCGUUAUUAUUGCUAAUUUUUUAACAGCAUAUAGUCCUGAAGGUGCUGGGAGCUCUGUCGUCUGGGAGGUCAGUAGUCCUCAGCAGCUUCCAACAAACAGCCUUUUCGUUCAGAUAUGUGACCGGUGUAUAAAAGUGAAUCAUGUCGUGGGGUUUAGCCUCAAGUGAGUUUAAAUUACACGAGUUAUUGUGCUAAAUGCUGCCGUAGUAACAAGGUUUCUUCUACAUAUCAUGAACUUGGGAGGAUAUCUUUUCAAUCCAGGCUGCUGCUCGUUGAACAUCUCAACCCCGCUGAACUGAGCAGCUCCUGGUUGCGUCGUACUUCCUGAAAUGUCAGCAAUUGACCGAGAAGUGUUGCGAACAAGCAACCUGUUUAGCCUGUUUUAUACCAAGCUGGAUGACAUGCUAUUGAAGCCAUAAACCAAAUGGGAAGGCUUUAUUCAUAUUUGCUUCAUUGUAAGUGGCAGAGUAGUAAGGAAAUUGGGAAGUAAAAAAAAAAAAGUGCAACUAGUGAAGUGUGCACUGAGAAAGAGUUCAGUUUGAAGUGACUUGAUUUGGAUGAAAUGGUUGCAGAAACAAUGGCCAAGUUUAAAAAUGUAGUAAUUUGCUUUUGAAACACUAUUCCCAGCCUGUGGAGGGACUCCACUGGUGUGUGCACAUAUAAGAAAAUGCAAAAGGGCAAUACAAUGUGUAGUUGUUGCUUGUUAAUACCUGUUUGUCAUUUCUUGUUUUUAGUAUUAUUAUUUCCAUUGUUAAAAUGCAAUAGAGUCCUUCCAUCUCAGACCUUUAUGAGGUUUUUAUUUUGUUUUGUUCAGACCGAUCAAAGGAAGGAUUAGCUCUUCACAUUUUAUGACUAUUUUAAGGACCUUUUUUCUUUUUAUUGUACACUGGAAUGAAAUGGAAAAACAUGAAAAAACUGAUAUUUUUUUCCUUCAAUCUGUUUUAGAUUUUAGGUUUUGACAAAAGUUUUUCUUCACACAAAAGGCGAACAGAAUGCUUUGGAUCAGUACAGUUGGGAGCCCAGUAUGUUCUGUAAUUUUGACAUUAUAUAAUGUAGUAUCACAGGAAAAUGUUUGCUUUUCUUAUACAAAGUCCCUGGUAUUUGUAGUAAAUUAUACUGAUAAUGGUAUUAGAUGAACAACAGCAUAACAGUAGCUAUCACAGAUUAGUUGUUUUCUUUAUUAGUCUUGCAUGCAGAGUUAUGGUCCUCAGUUAAGAUUGGAUCUCUAUUGAUUAUUUUGUGUAGGAAAAAGAGUGCAUAAGAAUAACUUCCUAAAAAAAAAUGAUUAUUGUAAAAUGGGCUAACUAAUGUGUACCCCUGUGAUCCAAUUAGUUUCAGCUGUAUGAAAAUCAGAGGAGAAGCUUCUUACUAUUAUGCUAAAAUAAAGAAUUUGUAAAGGA
Girardinichthys multiradiatus is the source of this 5089-nucleotide messenger RNA. RefSeq names its product zinc finger protein 740a (gene znf740a). The coding region runs from base 439 to 2403 and encodes 654 amino acids. The record is from RefSeq and is a predicted model, not a curated record. Gene Ontology annotation, biological process: regulation of immune system process; negative regulation of transcription by RNA polymerase II; regulation of cytokine production. Lineage: Eukaryota; Metazoa; Chordata; Actinopteri; Cyprinodontiformes; Goodeidae. Gene Ontology annotation, cellular component: nucleus. Gene Ontology annotation, molecular function: DNA-binding transcription activator activity, RNA polymerase II-specific; RNA polymerase II cis-regulatory region sequence-specific DNA binding. The transcript has 21 exons.